GCUCCGUGGAGGAGGGGCCUCAGCCAGGACUGAAAAUUGAGUCCAGCUGGGAAGAGGCCCAGGUCCGCCCAAGGUUCUUGUGUCCGGGUACGGAUUAGCUGCUGGAGCCCAGCCUGGCCUGAACUUCUCCCUUGCACUUCUCCCUACUGAGCAGAGGGUUCUGACCAGGUGCCCAUGGGCUGGACCAUGAGGCUGGCUACGGCAGCCCUGUUCCUGGGCCUCACGAUGGCGGUCCCCGGAGAUGAAGAGGACAGUGACCCAUGUGUGUACGAGGCCUUGUCUGACAGCGACGCUGUGCUCUGCAAGGGCCUCAAAGUGUUCUACCCAGAGUUGGGGAACCUCGGCUGUAUGGUAGUUCCUGAGUGCAACAACUACAGACAGAAGAUCACCUCCUGGACUGAGCCAAUUGUCAAGUUCCCUGGGGCCUUGGACGGUGCAACCUAUAUCCUGGUGAUGGUGGAUCCAGAUGCCCCCAGCAGGUCCUCUCCCAAAGCUCAGUUCUGGAGACAUUGGCUGGUGACAGAUAUCAAGGGCACUGACAUAAGGAAAGGGAAGAUGCAGGGCCAGGAGUUAUCACCCUACCAGCCUCCCUCCCCACCACCAAAAAGUGGCUUCCAUCGCUACCAGUUCUUCGUCUAUCUUCAGCAGGAAAAGAGCAUCUCUCUCCUUCCCAAAGAAAACAAAACUCGAGGUUCUUGGAAAAUGGACAAAUUUCUGAGCCGCUUCCACCUGAGUGAACCUGAAGCCAGCACCCAGUUCAUGACCCAGUAUUACCAGGACUCACAAAAGCUCCAGCCAGGGGAAGGAAGUAGUGAGCCCAAGGACAAACCCAAGCGGAGAUAACUGCCUGCCAGACCUCAGGCUUCACGUUGCAGGUGUGUCUACAGUGCUCACCGCCCUCGGUCUGGGUAUGGAGCCCCCUCCGGGUACAGAACCCCUUCUCUUCUGAAUUUAAAAAAAAAAAUCAUCCAGGGUUUA
Phacochoerus africanus (Common warthog) is the source of this 978-nucleotide messenger RNA. It is a transcript of the gene PEBP4, whose product is annotated as phosphatidylethanolamine binding protein 4. Bases 175 to 843 code for a protein of 222 amino acids. NCBI's taxonomy places the organism in Eukaryota, Metazoa, Chordata, Mammalia, Artiodactyla, Suidae. The record is from RefSeq and is a predicted model, not a curated record. The transcript has 7 exons.